Molecule: messenger RNA, 1332 nt
Organism: Paramecium sonneborni
Lineage: Eukaryota; Ciliophora; Oligohymenophorea; Peniculida; Parameciidae
Source: the annotation of a GenBank genome assembly
AUGUGUUUUUGCUAAUUAAAAAAUUGCAAAUGCAAUGAAAGUUGUCUACUUUUUAUAUUCUUCCUUGAAGACACCAAUAUUUUAAAAAUUCACAAUUAUCUCCCAAAUACUUUCAACUUUAAUAAUAAAAAUAUGCCGAUAUUUUCGAGAAAUACAUUAAAUAAAUUUAAGGUUUUUUGGGCAUUAGGAAAAGAAUUUAAAUAGAAAAAUGAAAUAGAACUGUUUUUUUAAAGCAUUUAUUUAGAAGGUGAAUUGCACUAAAUAUUCAUAUUUUUGGAUAAAGUUAAUUAUUAACAAAACUUUUUAUAAACCCCUAUUAUUAAUAAUCCUCUUUUGUAAAAAUAAUAUUAAUAAAAUAUAAGAUUGAUUCUUUUUGAUUUCAAUUAAAACUUUAAUUAAUAUGAAGUUAAAUUUCUAACUAAUAGAUUUAUAAUGUUAUUUAUUUAAUAGGUUGAAAAGAGACUCAAAGAAACUAUACUGAAGAUAAGUAAUUCAUAAAUCAAUAAUAUAAUAAAAUUUUAAUUUUCAAAAGAAACUUCAAAAAUAAAAGAAGAAGCAUUAAAAAAUUUCUCAUAAUGUUUACAAAAUCUAAUCUCAAAAGUUGAAAAAAAAAAUUCAAUUGAGUAUGUAGCAAAAUUGAUUUAAUAUCUUCAUAUGAGUAGACAAAAUAUAUUUUAUGUAUCAUAAAACGUUUAAAGUACUUAUUCAUUUACAAAUGCAGUUCUAAUAAAAUUUAAUUAUGAGAUUUUGAAAAACUUAAAUGAUUUCAUUGAAGAAAUUCUUAGUAGAAUUCAAAAGAUUCUUAAAAGUAAUUAAGUAUAGAUUUUGAAAUGCUAUUAAUGUAAUUCAUUUGGAUAUCUGACUUUAAAGGAAGAAUGUUCUUUUAUUAAUACAUUUAAUCCAUCAUAAUGCGAAUGCAUUUAAUCUGAGAAUUAUUAAUAAUUAACAGUGAAUGAAUGUAAUUAAAAUGAUAUUGAAACAUUAAUUUUACAAUUAAAGCAUACAUUCAGUAUUUAAUACAUACUAAAAAAAUUUGAACAAAAAAAAUAAGAAAAAAUUAUGCAAGAUGAUUAAAACAAUUAUAAGAAAUUAUCUGAAAAACUGAAAAACGUAUAAGAAAAUCUAAAAGUUUUAAAAGAUAAAUCUUAAAAAUUGCAAGUUAAAAAUGAAUAAAUAUAAAUGGAAAAUCAAUCUCUUUUAUAAAAGAGAAACAAUAUAGAAUAAUAGAUAAUAUAAGUAGAAUAAGAAAUAGAACAUUAUGAAUAGAAAUCAAAAUAAUUAGAUAAUGAUAAUCUAGAUAAUUAAGAAAUAAAUUAUAAAUAUGUAAAUUGA